UUCACAGACUGGAAGACGACGAGGCAGCAUGGCGAGCGUCCCAUCUUCGCCCUUCUCGCUGGCCGACAUGGCAUCCUGCGGCUACAGCUCGGACGAGAUGGUCGACAUGGACAUGGGCCAAGUAGACGCAGCCGCGGCCGGAUGCGACUUUGACGUCGACCUCGAGUGGCUCGCGUCGGUCUCGGAGCCGCCGCCGAUCCCGAUCGUCGUGCCGGACGCGGCCAGCCGCUUCGAGUACGUGACGGACGACAAUGCGUCAAUGAGCAGCGCCGUGUCGAGCCCGGCGUCCAAGCACGCUACGUCCACCAAGUCGGCCAAGGCGGCGUCGACAGACGCGUACGACAAGAAGAAGCAGUACAAUCGCGAGCGCAACCGGCGGUUCCGCAUGAUGGAGAAGCAAGAAGCGACGCAGUUGUCGCAGCAGAUCCAAGAUUUGCAGUCCCAACUCAAGCAGAUUGAAAGCAAGAAGAGGGCCACGACACCGCGACCUGUCGACGACGACACUACGUCCAGCGCCGUCGUGCCGAGCAAGAACCUCUUGCCAUGGAAGGACGUGGCGACGAUCUUCAAGACGAUGAAGGACGCGAGCUCGGAGAAGCAGUCGUCGCUGCACAGCAAGGUGCGCAAGUACAAGGAGAUUGCGUGCAUCAUGAACUCGUGGGUCGCCAAGUCCAUGUCGGUGCCCACGUUCUCUGAUCCGUUCAAGCAGUCGUGGCGCAACUCGUCGCUCAUGGCCCACGAAAGCUCGCGGCGCCUUGGCUUUGACUGGAUCACGAAGCAGCUCUACCACAACAUUGACGCCAUGAUCCAGCACUGCGGACUACCGUCGACCAUGGCGCCGUGCAGCGAAGUCCACGUCUUCCCGCUCGAGAACGACCCGUCGUACCACCUCGUCAAGGCCCGCCAGCGCAUCGAGUAUGCGACCUUGGACGAGGUCACGCAGACGCUCCAGCGCCUCUAUUUUCAAAAGCCGGACGGGCUCCUCGACAUGCCGGACCCGAACAUCAUGUACUUUCGCAUGAAGUCGCCGUACGGUGCGACGCAGCAAAACUCGUACUUCCAGAACAUCCUUGCGCGCCAGUUCUUCGACGAGAACCGGUACGUGGUCUUCACGCACAGCAUCACGGACGACGAGAAGUACCCGCUCGACCGCAUCCAGCGCAAUUGGACCAACUGGACGAUCGCCGAGCGCCUCGGCCACGACCGCGUCAUCAUCAAGCAGGUCUCGGUCGCGAACGGGCUGCGCAUGAAGGACCAGUACCUGCCGUUCGACCAAGACCCGUCGACGGCGCUGUCGACCGACCCCGUCGUUCAGUUUCGACAGUUCGAGCACAAGACGCACGUGUACCACCAGCGCAUCUUUGCGCAAGACGUGCUCAAGUUUCAGCAAACGCUGGCGCAGAUUCGAUAUGAGAACGCGACCGCGCGCAUCGACUCGAUGAGCCCCGAGCCGAGUCCGAUGGGCAGCCCCGUCGCCGCCCAGCGGUAACGCACCCGACACGAUAGUAGAUUCUUUGUAUGCGUCCAACCACCCUGUAGAAUGAUGAUUAUGGUGAUCUUGAUGUUGAUCUCUGAACAGUCGGUGCAGAGGCAGGGUUAGGUGGGGCUAGGGUUAAAAAAGACAAAAACUAAAAUUAUCCGAA
Messenger RNA from Saprolegnia diclina VS20, 1643 nucleotides. RefSeq lists its product as hypothetical. The transcript has a single exon. The coding region runs from base 29 to 1489 and encodes 486 amino acids. The record is from RefSeq and is a predicted model, not a curated record. NCBI's taxonomy places the organism in Eukaryota, Oomycota, Saprolegniomycetes, Saprolegniales, Saprolegniaceae.